GUCAUCUCGAGGUUAUAACGGAAAAAACAGACAGCAGACCUGGUGUCAGGUUGCUCUGUGGCUCACUUGCUUCCUCACGAAACGUCUAAAGAAAGACUAUAACGCUGCGAAAUCGAAAGAGAGAAAAACAUUAAUUUAUUUUGACGCGUAUAUAAUCAUGAAACCGCAUAAGCUUUUCAAACGUGCCGACUGUGAGAAAACGACUCGAUGAUCAUCAUGAUGCAAAAUACGUUUGUACAUGGCCCGUCGCCAUGCAGUGAUUUUUAUUCGUUGUCCAUUUUUCUCCUCCCCCUCUUUAAAACAAUUUUAAAAUCCUCUUUCCCCACCUUAAAGUGGAAAAAGUUUCUUCUUUUAAUUGGAGGGAGAACAUUCACAAAAUGGUAGACAGGAGGAUUCGGAAAGCUCGCUUCAGCAGCCGGGACCUGUGCGCCCUGGUGGAUGCGGUGAUGGAAAGACGGGACGAUCUCUUUGGCCGGGGAGGUGACCCUCCGGACGCGCAGAGGAGGAGGAGGGAUGCUUGGCAAUACGUGACGGAGAGGGUCAAUGCAGUUUCCGGAACCCACAGGACCUGGGAGGAAGUUCGCAAGAAGGUCCACGAUCUGAAGAAAAGCACAAAGGAAAAACUUGCUUAUAAUCGAAGAUCAUGGCAAGCAGCGGGUGGUGAGCCCUCCGAUGUCAAGACGCUGACGGAAUUUGAAAAUGAUAUGAUUGUUGUACUUGGGAAGGAAAGUCUUGAAGGUCUUCAGCCUGUGGAUAUUGGUACCAUUACAAGAUGUGCUCCACAAAACGAACACUGUGGACAGCAAGUAAUAUCACAAGAGCAACAUACAUUUGCAUGCCGCUUGUCACCAAUACCGCUUGAAACAGAUAAUAGCAUAGAAACAUCUCUGGUUCGAGGUAUAAAGGAUGAAAAUCAGGAAACGCCAAGUGAGUCCCUCAGCACUAGUGAUGAAUGGGAAGAAGUGGUGGUGGGUGAUGAAGGAACAACUGUUGCAGCCUGGAGACCCAUCAUGAUAAGCGCCCCUACUCAGUUAGAUGCAGUUACAGACCUUAAUGGGCCUGCUUUCAAACGGAGGCUGUUAGAGCAUGGAGCCCGUGUUGAACAGUCACUAGCUUUUAUGCACACCACUUUGGAAGAUGGUAUGGUUAGGUUGGAUCAGCGGCUAUCCUCAAUGCAAUCUGCCAUUGAGCAGAUGGCAACACCAGUGACUGCUGCAGUAGAAAACUCACUUAUGCAAGCUGUAGGCAAUGCAGGAGCAUCUCUUGUGAAUGUUCACAGUAUUGCUAUGGAAGCUUUGGGGUCAAAACUUAAGGAAGCAGUUGUGGCUGGCUUUGAUUCACUUGGACAGCAGUUACAUGGAACUAUGAGAGAAGGAAUUAAAAAUCUAAUUGAAAUGCAGUGUUCUACAUUUUUGCAGCUGAUUGCAUAUUGUGAUGAGAUGCCCUCCAGUAGUAGCACAAGUGAAGUUAAGGUAGAUGACAGUCCUGUUACCACCAGUUGACAGUUAUCACUGCCAGUUCUGUGCCAGCAUACAUCUUUGCACAAGUACCAUGUAACAAGUAAGUUGACAAAAUUGAAAUAAAGCCUGAUGAAGGGCUUUUGCCCGAAAUGUUGAUUUUCCUGCUCCUCAGAUGCUGCCUGACCUGCUGUACUUUUCCAGCACCACUCUAAUCUUGACUUUGAUCUCCAGCAUCUGCAGUCCUCAUUUUCACAAAAUUGAAAUAAAGGCUUCUUAUCAUUGUAUUCCUUUGAUAUAUAAAAGGUCUGCUGUACUUUGAAAAUAGCUGCAGGAAUCAGUUUUCUCAGUUGUCAUGUUCUAUUUUGGAGUUACCUUUGAAUGGUGCUUCAAAUCUAAUCAAGGACACACACAAUUGGAAUAGAUGGUAGGGCAUUAAACCUUUUUGAGUCAGUUUCACUAUUCAUUAUGAACCUGACUGAUCUGAUUGAGGCCUGAAUUUUACGUUGUAGUUCCCUGCUCCCCCGUCAAACACUAACAUGAUCCUUAACUCCCUUGUUAAUCAAGUCUGUCCAACUCAGCUUUGUGUUCAAUGAUCCAUCUUGCACUGCUCACUGCAGAAGAUAAUUUCAAACAUUAAUGACCCUCAGAGAAGCAAUUCCUCCCCCUCUGUGUUUUAAAUGGGAGACCUCGUAUUUUAAAAUUGUGGCCUCUAUAUUUCUUCAUCCCAAAAAGGGGGAAAUUCCUCUCAGCAUCUAUCCUGUCAAACUCAGAAUCUUAUUGAAAUAUAAAUGAUUAUCUCUCACGCUUCUGAACUCAAGUGGAUAUAGCCUCAGCCUUCCCUUCAUCCCACGAAUUAGCCUUGUUAAUCACCUCUGAAAUGUUUUCAAACUAUGUCCAUCCUGAAGGAGCCGAAACUGUACAAAGUUCUCUAGUCUGGUCUCACCAGUGCCCUGUACGGAUGUAGUAAGACUUUUAUGCUCCCUCCCUCUCGCAAUAAUGGCUAACAUUCCAUUUGCCUUCCUAAUUACUUAAUGUAUUUGCAUGUUGACCUUUUGUGAUUUAUGUACAAGGAUACUCUGAAUUAACGCUCAUAUUCAUUUAAAAGAUGGCUCAAUAAUUGGUGUUAUAGUUGUGUGAUGUAAAAUCUCUGUGUGGUUGUACUUAAAAAUAUUCAUGCAUUUUAGGCUGUGGAUAGAUUCACAUAUUUGUGAAUAGUAUCCACAUAUUUGUGUAUUUACUAUUAAACUCUGAUGUGGCAAUCUGCAAAACUUGUGCCAUUUGCUAAUUUUAGGCUGGCAUGAACACUGUCCUGUUUUGGGUAAACUCAAUUGUUAUCACCAAGCAUAUCCUUAAAAAUGCAUCAAGAGAAACUGUAACUCAAACCUCCAGUCAUGAAAUCCUGUUAAAACUUGAAAAAUAGCAUAUGCAAGAGUUACUGCUUUAGAAGAAUUUAAUGAGUGUUUUAAAAACAGUAAAAAGGCUACUUUCCAAAUGUUGCAGGGGCAGAUCCAUUUUAAUGUCUUGUAACCAGCCUCAAGAACAUACUUGAUUUUUAAGAUUGUGUAGUAUUAAACUAAAAA
Molecule: messenger RNA, 3040 nt
Organism: Hemiscyllium ocellatum (epaulette shark)
Lineage: Eukaryota; Metazoa; Chordata; Chondrichthyes; Orectolobiformes; Hemiscylliidae
Exons: 3
Coding region: 378-1502 (374 amino acids)
Cellular component (GO): nucleus
Source: RefSeq, a predicted model, not a curated record